ACCAACGGCGGCACAAACAGAACCUUAAACCCUGUCCCGCCGCUGCACACAUUCCCCUCUUCUUCUUCUUCUUCUUUCUCUAUCUCUCUCUCUACAAGUGAUUUUUUUUCAUUGAAAGCUUUGAGUUUUUGGGGUGUUCCAAUGUCUGCCUUUGAUCACUUCGGCAACAUGUACGAUGUUGCAUUGAAACCUCGGUUGCUUCGAACCCUUGUCAGAGACCACCUCCCUGACGAGAAGCACCCCUUUUCCAAUCCCUCAGAGAUUUCCAGGGUUGUCUCUUUGAUCAAAACACACACUCUUCUCUCUGAGUCUGUUAAAGAAUCCAUGAACCCCAAGCAAAUUGAAGCCUGGAAAUCCGCAGUUAAAUCAUGGGUCGACCAUAUUUUGAUCCUCCUUUCUAGCAAUAUGCCAGAUAAAUGUUGGGCAGGAAUCUCUUUGCUGGGGGUUACUUGUGAAGAGUGCAGCUCUGAUCGUUUCUUAGAAUGUUACUCCUCAUGGUUCCAGAAGUUGCUGUCUUUUCUACAGUCACCAGCAGAUUCUCGUUUAGUAAGGGUAGCUUCUUGUGCUUCAAUAUCUGAUCUAUUUGCAAGGUUAAGUAGAUUUCCCAAGUUCAAGAAAGAUGGGUCUUCCUGUGCUGUGAAAGUUGUUCAGCCUGUUUUGAAGAUGUUACACGAUGACAACUCGGAGGCAAUAUGGGAAGCUGGAGUUCAUGUGUUAUGCACUUUAAUAACUUCCUUCCCAUUUUCUAUUCAUCGUCAUUAUGACAGUGUUGAAUCUGCUAUUGCUUUAAAACUUUUGUCUGGAGGAUGCAGUCUUGAUAUGUUGAAGAAACUUGCUAAUUGCCUUGCAUUACUUCCAAAAUCAAGAGGAGAUGAAGAAAGCUGGUCUGUGAUGAUGCAGAAAAUUUUGGUUUUAAUAAAUGAUCAAUUAAAUUUGGCCUUUCAAGGUCUAGAAGAAGAAACCACGCGUAAGGAGGUUAGGAGAUUGUUGGUUCUGCCAGGAAAAUCUCCACCACCUUUAGGAGGGUAUAUAUUGGCAGAAGCAGCUAAUAGCAAUACAACAAAGAGGUCUGUGCAGUCACUAAUGUCUAAUGUGUCUACACUUUUGUUUAGCUGUUGUGCGAUGCUUACAAAUUCAUAUACUGUUAAGGUAAAUGUGCCUGUUCGCCUGUUAUUGGCCCUUAUUGAGAGAAUUCUGAUGGUAAAUGGCUCUUUGCCACCAAUGGCACUGCCAUUUUUUACUUCCAAGCAGCAAGAGAACAUUUGUUCAGAACUUCCUGUUUUGCACUUGAGUAGCCUGGAAUUGCUUAGUGCUAUCAUAAAGGCCACGGGCAGUAAACUAUUACCACAUGCUGCCUCUAUUGUACGUAUCAUCAAAAAGUACUUCAAGACAUGCGCGCUGCCAGAAUUAAGGAUUAAGGUCUAUUCAGUCACAAGGACUCUGCUCAUAUCCAUGGGUGCUGGAAUGGCUUUAAGCAUUGCACAGGAAAUUAUCCUUAAUGCAUUUGCUGAUUUGAGAGCCAUUGAGACUAAGAAUAUUGGCACAUUGAAUGGUUCAAAUUCAAAUGCCUCUACUGGAGCACUGCUGCAGCCAUGUCAGAGAAAAAGGAAGCAUAGCGGUAAAACUGGUUCUCUUCAGGAGCAUGACAAAGGUGGUGGUUUGGUAGAAGAAGUUCCAAAGAACCACCCAUUGACUCCAAUUUCUCUAAGGAUAGCUGCACUUGAGGCGUUAGAGGCUCUUGAUACUGUGGCUGGUGCUUUAGGAUCUGAACAGUGGAGAUCAGAAGUUCAUAGUCUUUUGAUAGUCAUAGCAAUGGAUUCUUUCAAAGAAGGACCAGCUAGUGAAGAAAUAAGUGUGUUUCAGCAAAAGGAACCUGCUGCAACUGCCACAGAUUUGCAGCUUGCUGCAUUGCGAGCUCUUUUGGUAUCUUUUCUUUCAUAUGCUUGGGAGCUGCCCCCAUAUUUAGCCCAGGGUCUUGAACUUUUCCGUAGAGGAAAGCAACAAACUGGAACAAAACUAGCUGAUUUCUGCGCCUAUGCUAUGUUAACCUUGGACGUGCUUAUACAUCCUAGGACACAUCCAUUAGCAGAUGAUUUCUCUAAAAAUAACAAAUCUUCUGACUUAGAUGAGAGUGCUAAAUGGCUUGAAAAUGGCUAUGAAGCCGAUUUGCCAUUGGCUAAACAUAGAAAACACACCAAAGAGCCUUCUGAAGUUUGUAGAGGAGGUAAUGACCCCAAAGUGGUUUCUUUUGACCUGUCUUCUGUCACCAAAAUCCAAGAGAGGGGUGAGAUGGUUUCUGAGACUGCCACCUGUGCAGAUAUUGAAAUGAGAACAGUUGAGGAUGAAACCAUUUUCAAGUCAGAUCAACCUGCAGAAUCUGUGGUGCAAUCUCAGGAUGAAACCAUUCUCAAUACUUGCACCACAAGCAUCCCUGUGGCUGAAGCUCCAAGUUCUGUAGCUACUGAAAUAGUGUCUGAGAGGAUUGUUCCAAACAGCACUAUGCCUCAUAAUGAAGCCAGUCAUGUGGUAUCAGACCAAGGAGGAAGCUCAGUUAAUAAAGACUUUGAAUUAGCUUCCCAGAGUAAUAGCUUAUUAUUGCAAAGACCAUCAGACUCUAUUAUGAUUCAGGAUUUUGCACUUCAAUCUGAUAGUGACAAUUCAUUGGAUGAUUAUUUUCCGGAAAUUGUGGAUGGAAACCCUGAUACUGAUUCUGAUUCUGAUACUGGUUCUGAUACAGAUUCUGAUUAAGGUAAAGAUUUUGGAUAAAAUGAUUUUGCAAUUUCAUUUUAUCCAAAGAAGCAUAAGAUUUAUUUUUGUUCAAUGUCAUUCUAUUUUUCUAUUUUUUUUUCCUUUAGGUAAUGCAGCAUGUAACUUUUUAAAUAACCAAAAUUAUCUAUAGUUACAAUGUCCAUUCUGUUGUCUUGUCCUGCUGAACAAAU
This is a messenger RNA of Gastrolobium bilobum, 2939 nucleotides long. RefSeq lists its product as uncharacterized. The coding region runs from base 142 to 2748 and encodes 868 amino acids. The record is from RefSeq and is a predicted model, not a curated record. Gene Ontology annotation, biological process: rRNA processing. NCBI's taxonomy places the organism in Eukaryota, Viridiplantae, Streptophyta, Magnoliopsida, Fabales, Fabaceae. Gene Ontology annotation, cellular component: nucleus. The transcript is spliced from 13 exons.